UAAUGAAGUCUCGCUUAUAAAGCCUAACGCAACAAAAACAAGUUUUUAAAUACAAAUUGAAAAUCACUGACGAUUACUCGUACAAUACAGCAAGUGAAACGCCGGUAGCAAGAGGAAGCAGAAAAUGCUGUUAAAGUACGAAGAGUUAACUUUUUUAUUGCUGAUCUGUGCAAUAAUGAUGCCAGUCGCUAUGUCAUCUAAUUGUCGGCGCCACUUUUGCCCUCAAUGUGAGGAGGAAGUCUGGGAAGAAGUGCCGUGUGAUCAAAUUUCUAGACGAAGAUCCACGACUACAACGACCACAGAAAGUCCGAAAUUGCCAACUUAUGCUCCCACAACGCAGAUGCCAUAUACAACAGAGCGUCCAUAUACUAAAAGAACACCAACCCAAGCACCAGUGACAUACAGCAGAACUACCGUUCCUAGUGUCCAAUCCACAACUUCUAGCUCCUACCAAAGCUGUUAUUGUGAAUGCAAAGUUGGCUGCAAGCAGUUUUGCCGCAAACUAACAGUAAAUGGUACAACUCAAAAGCAGAUAACACAUAUUACAAAAACUUCGCGUCGCGUUCCAAACGGACAUCUCAAUACGGAGCACGUACAUCAACAUAGAUUUGUGCCCGAUACUUAUGAACCACCAUCUACGAAGUCCACGGACUCAGCAGGAGCUCACCCUAAUGUCCAAGAAAAUUCGUAUAGAUACCCUAAAUUGGCCUACAAAGUUCAGCCAUCAGUACAAAACCAACCUAGACUGUAUUCGCAAACAGGACAUACGCCUUUUACUUAUGAAGAUUCCAAACUCGGUGACAGCCAUUCAGAAGCGCUACUAGACUCAAGCUAUUCAGUGGAUGACUUGUCUCGUCUUUUGCAAAUAGAAAGUGAGAAGGAGGGCAGCAACACCUUGUAUCAACCAAAUGUACAUGCAGCGUACGGAUCAGCUCCAUUUUAUCCAUCACCUCCUCCAGCAUCUAGCUACUCUGACUCAGCGCCAACUACAGAACCAAGAAAUGAAGACAAUUCAUAUCGCUCCAAAGCACCUAUCUUAACACCAGGGCGCAGUGCGCCUUCAUCAAUGCCAUUGUCAUCCUCGGGCCCGCAGUAUGCGAACUACAUUAAUAAGGGCUCCUCAAGUCAUCCACAUCAGCACGAAUCCGCAAAACCUCUACCUCCUAAUUCAAAUAACGACCAAAAAAACUCGCCAUCUUUGAAUAAUCAUGCGACAUAUUACAACUCAAACGAAGAUUACACGAACUCGAUGGCUUACGGCUAUUACUAUGACAUAACAAUGUCGGAAAAUUAUGUACCUAACCCGCUGCCUUAUGAAAUGUAGGAUUGAUGUUGAGGAAUUUCCUUACAAUGCUUAAUAUUCUAGAUUGUAUUGUAAAAUAAUCGUAAUAUAAAUAUUUGUAAAAUAUAAUAAGUCUUUUCUUAGUUCAGUA
Messenger RNA from Anastrepha obliqua, 1433 nucleotides. RefSeq lists its product as uncharacterized. The record is from RefSeq and is a predicted model, not a curated record. The transcript is spliced from 2 exons. The coding region runs from base 125 to 1324 and encodes 399 amino acids. NCBI's taxonomy places the organism in Eukaryota, Metazoa, Arthropoda, Insecta, Diptera, Tephritidae.